Molecule: messenger RNA, 2760 nt
Organism: Pollicipes pollicipes
Lineage: Eukaryota; Metazoa; Arthropoda; Thecostraca; Pollicipedomorpha; Pollicipedidae
Gene: Cds
Product: CDP-diacylglycerol synthase
Exons: 11
Coding region: 171-1517 (448 amino acids)
Cellular component (GO): endoplasmic reticulum membrane
Molecular function (GO): phosphatidate cytidylyltransferase activity
Source: RefSeq, a predicted model, not a curated record
GGGUCGCGGUCGUAGUGUGGUGGGCGGAUCGAUGCGUUGUCAGUCACGUAUGCACCAUAGUCUAUAGAGCAUUUGUUUGGAAAGAAUAGGUCGCACUGCUUACCUCUUUACUGCCGUUGGUCAGGGAGCGAACUUCAGUAUUCGCAGACAAGUACGAAGAGAUCCUGAAAAUGUCAGAUCAGGACGUACGUAGGCGUCACCCGGGUGAAAGAGGAGAUCCAGAUAGUGAGAUGAACAUUGCCGAGGAAAAAACAGCCGACUCGGACGCGGUGCCGGAGGCGGCCGACUCGGAGCCAGAGGAUGUGGCCAAGGCCGUGGGCCAGGGCACCGACAGCACCCCGGAGGUGCUGGACGGCGCGCUGUCCGGCCUGCCGCCCAGAUGGCGCAACUGGGUGAUCCGCGGCAUCUUCACCUGGGUCAUGAUCGCCGGCUUCGGCUGGAUCAUCUACAUGGGACCGCUAGCAUUGAUGGCCAUCACGCUGAUGGUGCAGGUCAAGUGCUUCUCGGAGAUCAUCAACAUCGGCUACGCCGUGUACCGCAUCCACGGCCUGCCCUGGUUCCGGUCUCUCAGCUGGUGGUUCCUGCUCUGCUCCAACUACUUCUUCUACGGCGAGAGUCUCGUGGACUACUUCAUCGUCCUGGUGAACAAGCUGGAGUUCCUGCGCGUGCUGGUGACUUACCACCGGCUGAUCUCCUUCGUGCUGUACAUCAUCGGCUUCGUCUGGUUCGUGCUGUCGCUGGUGAAGAAGUAUUACAUGAAGCAGUUCAGCCUGUUCGCCUGGACCCACGUGGCGCUGCUGAUCGUGGUCACCCAGAGCUACCUCAUCAUCCAAAACAUCUUCGAGGGCAUGAUCUGGUUCAUCGUGCCGGUCUCGAUGAUCAUCAUCAACGACGUGAUGGCCUACAUGUUCGGCUUCUUCUUCGGACGCACGCCGCUGAUCCAGCUGUCGCCGAAGAAGACCUGGGAGGGCUUCAUUGGCGGCGGCGUGGCCACCGUUCUCAUGGGCCUGCUCAUGUCGCAGCAGCUGGCGCGCUACCCGUACUUCACGUGUCCGCUGGAGUACAACGAAUCCUUGGACGGCAUCAGUUUCCAGUGUGAGCAGCCGCCCCAGUUCGUAUCGCAGGACUUUGCGCUGCCAGCCUGCCUGGCAACACUCUGCCGCCUGGUGGGCGUGUCACCGAUUCUGCGCUUCUCGCCGUUCCUGAUCCACGCCUUCGUCAUGGGCCUCUUCAGCUCCAUCAUCGGACCGUUCGGAGGCUUCUUCGCCAGCGGAUUCAAGCGAGCCUUCAAGAUCAAGGACUUCGGUGACCUGAUCCCGGGUCAUGGCGGCAUCAUGGACCGCUUCGACUGCCAGUUCCUGAUGGCCACCUUCGUCAACGUCUACAUCUCCACCUUCGUCCGCUCGCCCUCCGCUCAUAAGAUCCUGCAGCAGGUGUACACGCUAAAGCCGGACCAGCAGGUGCACCUGUACGCGAUGCUGCGGGACGGCCUGACGGCGCGGGGGCUGCUCGGCUGAGCGCCCGCCUCGCCCAGCGCCCAUCUGGCUGCGCCGCCCAGCCGACCGCCGCCUGCCAGAUGCCCGGGCCCGGGCGCGACCCUCCCUGCCAGAGCCUCUCAGCGGAUGCCGGGCACGUCCGGCGCAGAGUCAGCCCGACGCCGCGGCCACAGGACGUCACUCACGGGUCAGCCGAGGAAGCGAGCGCCGGCCGAUGCUCCUAGGGUGGGCCGUCGCUAAGCCGAAGGUCGCGCUCUCCGGUUGUCGUUGUGUUUUAAGCGAAGAAUUCAUAAUAGUUGGUUGUUGGGCCGCCGCGAGCGCGCGCGCGUGUAUGUAGCUUAGGACGGCGCCGUGUUCGUUGUUCCCUAUGCGCUGUGCGACUGUGGACCACGGAAUGAUGGGUACAGGCGCGUGGGAGGGCGCAAUCAGAACAUCAGGGUAGAUCGGCUGGCCCCAGAGCCAUCUGUCGAGCGAACAAGCAAUCGAUGUUGUGCGUGUCCAAAGAAGGUGGCGUUCACCGCCCGUGGUCACGGCCCUAGAUCAGUUCUGCAGGUCGGUAGUGUAUGUUGUUGGACGCCGACAGCAGCGGUUUCUAGACUAGCUUCAUGUCAUUCAUAUUGUGUUCGUGCGCAAGCGAUGUGUCAAUUCACAGCCACGGAAUGCUCGGGCCAACUCUUAGCUGCUUUGUUAGCACUUGACAAGCAAUGCAAUAUUUUAUCAGUUUAGACGCCAGUGCGCAUUGUUGUGCUCAAUUCAUUUCUCCGUAGUGCAAGCGUCAGGCCAGUGAGAUUAAGAUUCUUAAUUCGUCCGAUGGCCGACACGUCAUUACACCGCACUCAGAUUGCGCAUUCGGAUCCAUGCCGCACCAUGCCUGUUCUGCUGGCCAGCCGCUUCCGAACAACCAUCCGUGGCCGGGGAGCCACAGGUCGGACGCCCGUCCAAAGCUUCAGUGCUUCGCUCCCUCACUAGAUGGCUCUGUAAUUCGUUGUCCGCCGCAUCGGUUGUCCCCAGCCGCGCGGCGUUCGUGGGUCCCUGAUUGGUCGUCAAUGUCGUGCGGCUCGAUCGGCCUCGCCGUGCCGUCGCCGGGCGGGCUGCUGCAUGUUCACCUCCGGGAGCCCGUUCGUCGCCGCAGCGGCGUGGCCGCCAGGGAGCUCGGUAUGCCCAGGUCACCCGUGGGUACUGAGGCGGUGGAUGGCACUGUCGGCGAGGCUGCUGGCGCGGCCGCGGCCCUGUGUUUUAUGUGGAAAUACAGUUGUUUGAGGCG